AAUCCCGAGUAAUUUGGCGCAAGCUUAGUUCCCGCUAUUUUGAUUUUAAGAAAGAUGUGUGGUGGAUUAAUGAUAAAUUAAUGGUUAUAAUAAAUAUCAGAAAGAGACAAAACCGAGUGUGUGAAUGAGUUGUCGAAAUGUGAAGCAGCAACAGCCUGCCCUCCUUCGGAUUUCCGACAUUCAUCAAAAGUCAGCUGAAGAACGGGUCAACAUGAAGGAGAUGGUUGGGGGUUGUUGUGUUUGUUCUGAUGAACGCGGUUGGGCGGAGAAUCCGCUAGUAUAUUGCGAUGGGCAGGGCUGCAAUGUGGCCGUUCACCAAGCCUGUUAUGGCAUUGUACAGGUACCAACAGGUCCGUGGUUUUGCAGGAAAUGUGAAUCUCAAGAACGUGCUGCAAGAGUGCGGUGUGAACUCUGUCCUUCUAAAGAUGGUGCACUAAAGAGAACAGAUAAUGGAGGCUGGGCCCACGUUGUCUGUGCUCUAUACAUCCCUGAAGUUAGAUUUGGUAAUGUAACAACUAUGGAACCGAUCAUCUUGGAGCUGGUACCCCAAGAACGAUACAACAAAAGUUGCUACAUCUGUGCAAGCCAAGGAAAGGAAAGUAAAGCCACCAUUGGUGCUUGUAUGCAGUGUAACAAGUCAGGAUGUAAAAAUUUUUUUCACGUCACAUGUGCUCAAGCUGCAGGGUUAUUGUGUGAAGAAGCAGGAAACUACUUUGAUAAUGUAAAGUAUUGUGGAUACUGUCACUACCAUUACCAGAAACUGAAAAAAGACAGCCAUAUAAAAACAAUACCAGCUUUCAAGCCAAUCCCUGCAGGAAAUGCAACACCCGAGCCCAGUCCAGAGAAACUGGCACAACCACGUGGGGAAAACCGGGAAAGAGUUCGUGGUAGAGCUGAGAAAAAAUCUAAGAUACAUGGAAUAUCAUCAGUAUCUCUUCCAACAGUUGUUCUCAAUGGCAGCAACAAUGCUUUAAAUGGCCUUGAUGUUUUGUGUCUUACUUCCAAUGAUAACAGCAGCAGUAGUCACAACAGUCUUGCUGAAGUGAAUGGGCUUUGUUCCGGGAAGUCGGACCCUGCUGUCAGUGGAGCAGGCAACAGUACGGCCAUCACAAGUAAGUUUACAACAGCCAAUUUUACAGAAACAGUCAUCACUGAAAGCAGUAGUCCCGUGUUUGGAUCUGAAAAACAUAAAAAAAAGAAAUCUCCACAACAAUCUGGACAAUCAGCUGGAGAGGACAAAUCUCCCUCACCCACACAUCUUGUUUCUUCCUCUGGCUCUCCUCCCAGUAAUUCACCUUCUUCUUCAAAUCAGUCAGCAGCUAAUCAGAUGGCAACCUCUACAUCCAGCUCAGCUCUCACCUUUAGCAGCAUGUAUGAAAGUUUCAUUAGUGGUACUUUGAAUCCUGAAAAAGAAGAGCCCAGUGAAAACCAUGGAUCGACAGCUUUACCAACUAAAAGGCCACGAUCUCAUUCGGCAGACAAAACUGAAAAGAAAAAACACAAGAAAAACUGUAGUAAUUUAAGGUCCAAAAUUAAAGCUAAUAAAGAGUCUUCAGGAUCAGGUGAUAUGUCUCCAAGCAGUCCACAGUCAUCAAAUGCAAACUCAGGAACUAGCAAAAAUAAGAAGAAAAGACAUGAAAAGACAUCGUCUGUCAUUUCUACCGGUCUUUUAUCAUCCUUGGUUAAACAGACUAACAUGACAAAUUUUCAGAGAAGUUCAAGUCCCUCAAGAUCUAGCCCACAACUCGCAUCAUCUAAUCUAAAUGAUUUAAAUCCAAUGAAUUCCAUAGAGCCUGUCACCACUAUUGUGGAAACAAAAACUGAAGAUUCCCAACAGUCUAGUGAAAAUAUUUCUUCCAACACAAAUAGUUUUGUGAUGAGUAGCUGUGCGAUGGUGUUACCACCUAAACCCACUUUCAGUGCCUCCAUCAGGAACUCUCUUGGUAUCUCUGGAGAUAACAGUGCACCUCCUCCAUUUCCUCAAACUCUGGAACAGCUGCUAGAGAGACAGUGGGACCAGGGAUCACAGUUUCUGAUGGAACAAGCCCAGCAUUUUGACAUUGCUUCUUUGUUAUCUUGUCUCAGUCAACUUCAAGCAGAAAACCGCCAGCUUGAGGAACACGUCAGUAAUCUGAUUGCUCGACGAGAUCACCUUCUGGCAGUUAAUGCACGGUUGGCUCUACCAUUAAACAGUUCAGCUUCAUACCUGAAUGGGACUAAUGCAGUAAAUGGAGGAAGUAUUUCUCCUGAUGCUUUGCAAGCUCCUCGUCUAAACAGUUUUCUACCUGUAGAAAAUGGAAUACUGUUCAACCAGCAGGAAACUCCAUAUACAGGUAGCAAAAGUGUAGGAACAAUUCACAGCCCAGAAGUUAGUAUAAAUGGCACAAACUUGCCAGUAAGCCCAGCACCUAUUCAGUCAUCUCUCCAGAAUACAGGCACAAGUCCUGGUCAUCAGGGGCCAACACUGGGAGCUAGGCAGAGUCACCAUUCACAGUCUUCUGCUUUCAUCACAAGCCCCAGUCCAAUUGGUCAAAGUGUCAUUACGUCAGUGGGAUCCCAAACUUCAUUGCUUGAUCUGCCACGUAUUCCAGUUACAUCCUCUCUGCUUACCAGUGUUGGACACUCAGUAACGUUGUCAAAUUUGGCUGGUCAAGAUAUAAUUGGAAACUCUUCUAGAGUACAGGGACAUCCAUCUGCAGCCAUUGUCUAUCAGACAAUUUCUCCACCAUACAGUAAUAUAAACACUGCAAGCUCAAGUGUAGGAAACGUCACAAUUUCAUCCUCAGCCAGUCCCUUACACUCUUUAUGUACCGGUGUAAUGCUACCUGUCACCAUGGUAACAUCUCAACCAUCUUUUCAGCGCCCAUCUGGAGGCCCUAAUUCAGUCUGUCCAUCAGAUGAUAAGAGGUGACAUACUUUUGUCAUGCUGGAUUAAACUGAAGUUGAUAAAAAAAAAAAAACUCUGUACAUCACAUCCAAGAUUUGGCCUGAAAUGUGUUAACCCUUUGCUUACCAAAACUUGCAACCACAAUCAGUCAGGACUGUAACGAGUUUUCUGACUGACACACACAAACAAAACGAACUUGUACUUUAAUAAGUCAGUACAGUCAUGGUAUGAUCUAGAGUAUAUUCCAAGUAUUUUAGUUGAUAUAGGACAGGUAGUAUAUAAUCCUGAAAUUAGUAUGAAGAACUGUAUUUUCAACAUUUCCAUUAUUUAUAGGACUGUUUUUAAAAACUAUUGUUUGUUUGACAUGUUCUUCUGUUCAGAACCACCAUACUUGUGGGCCUUUUUUACCAGUCUCAAUUUAUACAGCAGAUAACUAAAGCAGUGGAUUAUCACGCAUCAAGAUCAUACACAAAAGAGAAUCAUGUUAAUAAAUGCAUGUAUGUAUAUAUAGUUUACACAUGGAAGGAUAGAAAUAGAACUUAUGUUUCUUGGUUGUAGGAAAUAAUCACUGAUUGAGUGACCUUACAAUUUUGUUUUUCCUUUUAAUUUGUCAUGCAGAUGUACUUGCAAUCUGUGCAAAAGCAGACAUAACUUAUUUUAACAAAAUAACUCAAAAAACUUUGAUCAAUAAUAACAACUGCAAUUCAGUCAUUUGUAAUAGACACAUAUUUAGUGGUGUGACAAGAAAGCUGGUACUGUAAAGUAGGAUAAAAAUUCUCCAGGAUUGAUAAGCAAAGGGUUAAGUACUGUUUCUGAAAUAAUGUGAUUCUAUACAUUUUUCUGUUCCUUUUAUUUUGUUUUGUUUUCAAUUUAGAAUUGGACAAAUUUAGAAGCUCGUACAGUUUUUAUAACUUUCAUAAUAUAAAUUUAUCAGUGUUAAAAAAAAAUAUUUUUUAAAGUGUUGUAAGGAAUUACCAUUUGUGUUCUUAGGUUGAGUUUUUGUUUUUGAAUCGGCAGCAUAUUAUGUUUUUAGAAAACAUAGCUUAGAAGUGAUAGUUAUAACCUUCCAAUAAGUAACUUCUAAAAUAAAAGUAUUAUGGUGAUGUUCUGGUGGAAAACGAUAUGGUAACAUACUACUUCUCAGUAAUCUUUUAAGUGCCAAUGUUCUUGUGCAUGUGACUGCCUUAUAGAAGUUUUUCUUUUUUUUUUUUUUUACAUAUGCAAAGUUUAAAAAGUUUUUUUUUUAUCUUUCUUCGUUAUGCAAAAACAGACUUAUGUAUUUCGAGCAUUUUAUUGUGGGUUUAAGCUUUUCAAAAUGUUUUUAAGAACGUAUUUGUUUAGAAGUUAUAAAAAACUGUGCUUGAAACGAAACAAUAAUAACUUCAUAACUGAAGUAUCAUAAUUGUUGUAUAAAGUAGUUAACUGUAGAAAAUAUGCAGUAUAAUAUUGUUCCUCGAGCUGUUGCCACAAAUAUUGUUAUUUUGAAUAUCAAUUUUAGCAUAAAACUGUCUUCAUGAAAUUGAAAAAAUUUGAUUUUCCCUUUUUUGUUGGAAAUAUCAAUUAAGAAACUAUUUUGUAUAGACGAAGGGAUUACCUGUUAUAUUUUAUGCAAACUUUGAUUCUAUAUAUAUCAAAGAAACCAAAAGAAAAUAUUUUCUUUUUAUUAAAUUUGAACAGUUCUGACUGACAUAUCUUGAAAACUGAUUGUGUUACACAUUAAUUUUUCUUACUUUCAAGUCAUCUUUUUACUAAAUCUAUUACCUAAACAGCUCAACAUUGUUUUCCCAGAGCCUGUAUUGUUAAUUGAUCAUGUCUCAGAUGUGAUCAAGCUAAAGUCUUGAAACGUGCUUUUUCUGGACACUAAAAUAAUUUAUAUUUGCAUAUACGGUUAUAAUAAUGACUGCUUUAGUGUUGUAAAAGGAAUGAGGUUCUUAUGACCAGCGUUUUAUCACUAACAUAACUACAAAUAAAGUCAUGUAUAUGUAUAGUUUUAAUAUUUGUAGUUUAGCAGUAAUUGAUUUUCUUUUAAUUUUGUUUUUCCUGCUGUUAUUGGUAAGUGUACAAGAUUCUUAUCCUGCAGUAACAUGAGCAUCAUGCACACUUUUCAAGGCUACAGCAAAAGAGUGGAAUGUUUUAUAACUUUUCUUAAAUCACGUGAUGUUUAGCAUGUAGUUCUUAACUGUGAAAAUACAUGCAACAUUGUUACAUAAACUUGAAGAAAAUGAAAGCUACAUUGAGUGGACAUGGAUGCCAAUUUUAUAGCUGAAGCAUUUCGAUUUACUUUUCCACUGCCACAUCUAUUAAAAAAAAUCUCACAUUGUUGGGUUUAUUUUUAGAUAUACAGUAUAAAAACAAAACUAAAAGGAUGCUCAUUUUAAUAUUUUGUAACUUCUCUAAAAUGUAGAACUGGUUAACUUUGGGAAAUUUAAAGGGCAAAUACCCUUUUUUUAUGGUGGUACAAAAUUUCAAACUCCCCACAGUGUUUACAGGGGGGGACAUAUGCCCAUGGCAGUAAAGAAGUUAAGCAAUUUGGAUGUAUUCAGUUAAUGUACAGUGUGCUGUGUGUGACUUUACUGUUGGUUACUUAAACUUGGUUAAAGUACUAUGCACAUUCUGGUCUAAGUAAGCUUUGAGUCAUAUAAAAGGGUUUGAAUAAUACUAAAGGUUAUGUAUGAAUCAUGUAGAGGACUUACAGCACUGUUAAGAAAACUGAAGAUAAGACAAAAUAUCUGAAAGUAGGGCUGAGUUGAUGUGAAAAUGGAUUGUACUUUAUUUAAGUUAUUGACACUCAAUCUUAAGCAGGGAUUAUUUAUUUUACUCUGAAAACAAAAUAGAGUUUAUCUGCACAAAACCGUCAGAGUAAACUGUUGUUUAUGUUAUCAUAGAAACACUCAGGUUCAAAUAGGGUUUAUCUAUGUUACCAUAGAAACACUCAGGUUAAAGCAGGGUUAAUCUGUGUUAGCAUGAAAACAGAGUAAAACAAGAUUUAUUUAUAUUAGCAUCAAAACAUUGUAUAUCAGGAGUGUCUAUAUUAGCAUGACGAUAAUUCCUUUUCUUUUUCCUUCUAUUAACAUGAAAAUGAGAGCAAGGGUUAUCUAAGUAUGAGAACAGAUUAAAACAGAAUUUACCUAUGCUUUCUUAAAAACACACUCAAAUCAAAGGUUGUCAUAAAAACAUUGGAUUAAAACAGGGUUUGUGUUGUAUUAAACAAAUUGUAUUUAUCAAUGCUUAAAAGGGAUUGGAUUUAUUAGCAAUAAAACACUUAAAACAGCUUAUCAAUUUUAAUAUAGAAAAAGUCAUGUUACAAGUGAAAUAAUGAAUAUAUUCCUGAAUGAAUUAGUGUGUUUUCAUAAAUGAAGUUACAUUUGUAAUUUUGAUGAAAUUAGUAGCUGCAAAGAAAGAUGCUAUUGAAACGUGUAAUUGAAAUUUCACUCAUUUAUAACACAAGGUUUUAGCAUCCUCCUUAUAAAUUCUUAAUUGUGCUCCGAAAUCUGUUACUGACAGUUGUGACGAGUAUUAAAGUACUGACAGUUGUAGGUGUAGCUAGGCACUGGCACACGGGACCCAUGCUCCGAUAAUAUUUGACAGUGCCUCUAAUCACCAGUUGGUGUCUUGAAAAAUUAGAAUAGAAAGUUAUGAAUGACAUCAUGCUGAAACGCUGAAAAUUUGUGCGCCUAUGGGCCCGAGACCCGAGUCACUUCUGCUGACAGUCAUGUUUUUUGCAAUUGAGCUACUUUAGUCUCAUAACCCAGUUUCGUAUGAAGUCACAAUAAUGAUAGCUAAGCUGUAGACACUUGAAUUUGAACUUAAUGAUUUUACCGGAAAAUACUUUUUCAAAAUUAAUGGCUAAUUUUCUUGUAAUGUAUGAAGUUGAUUUCUUGUUUUCAGUUUUAUUCUUGUGCUAACUAAUAAUGUUUCUUGUUUCAUGAAGAUUGUUUCACCUAAUUUUAAUGUGUUUCUGUUCUCUCGUUAUUUACUUACACGAUUUGAAAGAAGCAUAAUUAUACAAUGUUAAUAAUUUUACCAUGUCUUUUAUGAGAAAAUUUGAGUUAGAAUAAUUUGAAAAUUUCAUAUCCCUCCUGCCUUCCAAAAUCCUGUUAGUCAAGAAUUAUUAAAGACCGUCCCCAGAGUUGUCAAACAUAAGAUAUGUUGGAAUACGAAAUUUUAUUUUGUAGGAAACUGAAUUAUAUAAUCAACUUUGCAAGGUUAGAAAAAAAAACUUUAAAUUCCAAGAUGUGAAUAAAUUACCCCUUCCCCCAUUUUAUGCAAAUAUAAAGCAGAAAUUUAAGUAGUUUUUAUUGUAUGCAUUCAUUACUAAAGAUGAUUUAACAUGUAGCUAAAAGACUUGAUCGUAGUUAAAACUGUGAUUUGACUUGCUUCUUGUCAGGAAUAUUGAAAAUACUGUAUGCUUUUAAACUUACGUGCAAAAUUAAAUUGUCAGUUACUAUCAUUGAAGUUUUAAAAAAUAUUAAUUUAUCAUCAGAAACAAAUUUCAUGCUUUGUGUAAAUAUAAUCAAUGUAAAUAUUUUAAGAACCUUUUCAUUCAGAGUUAUGAUAAUGCCUGACAAGCUACUUUUUGCUUCUUUUUCAUUGAUCUGUAGGUACAUAAUGAACUUGGCAUAAGAUAUUUAUCUAAAAUAAAAUGUUCUGAGUGCACAGUUUCAAAUCCAUCAUUAAAUGGUAAGAAUAGUUAAAAUAAGUACAGUACAAGGUGCAGACAGUCGAGUAUAGGAACUCCUAAUCUUCUGGUAACAUUUCAAAAUAAAGCACUAUCAGGGACUUGUAUGGGUUGAGCAAUAAAGUUUACAUGUGGACUGUGUUAAAAAAGAAAUCUUGAUAGCACAUAUACUGGACACAAGAGCAGUGGGUAAGAAUUACACGUGGGAUUAAACUGAGUAAUUCUUAAUGAAAUUAGGUAACGUGUAAAGCGUAAAUGGUUUAAUAUAUGAAGGACGUGGUUGUAAAUGGUACUUAUGGUAAUUCAAAUACAAGUAUCACUAUUUUUGCAUAUUAUGGUUAAAAAUUAUUUGAUUUGUGAAAAUUUGGUGUUUUAUAAACAUGUGAGUAUUUAUAGCAAAUGCAGAACCAGAUUAGGUUUCUUCAAGGUUCUAGAAUUAUUACUAGUAAAAAAUAAAACUGUUAAGCUUCUUUAAGUAGAAUAAAACUGCUGUUAGUAAUCACUCGUGUUUUUACUGGUAUGGGCCAAAGGGUCUUGUAUAACAAAUUUUCUCAGAAAGAGAAUGUUUUAUGAUAUGGCAUUCUUUUGAUACAACUUACAAAAUAAUUUUUUAUUAAGUAAAUUGCUACUUUUGACAUUAUUUAGCUUGAAAAAGACAUGAAUUUAUUUUUAGUUAUGUACCUAUGAUGGUUGACAUGUUCUCUGAUGCCAAGUCAUGGAUUACAUUAAAAGCAAAACCCUGAUGUAUCAAACUGAAAUAUCAGACAAAGAAAACUAUUAUAGUAUAUAUUGUUUAUGUGUAAGAACUUUGACAUACUCAUCCUUAACAUGAAGUAUCAUUAAUCAUAAUUAAUUUUCUUUCAUUUAAGUGUACAUGUAGUUUGAACUGGUGUGUAAUAGUUUUCAGUGUGCUCACUAGAAAUCCAUGAUAUUACGGUUUAACUUAAAAAAUAUUAAAAUAACAGUAAUCUCUCAAAUGUAUGCAAAGAGAGAGAGAGAUAAUGCUGGCCUACGUUGUUUUGUCAGACAGCUUAUUGCUUUUGUCAGGAGUUGUAUUUAAUAAACAGGUGUUUGGUUAUAGGUUGCUGCAAAAUUAUUUAGGUCCUGGUCUUGUUGUACUUGGUUAAAAAAAAAAGAGGGAAAUUCAGCUUGAACUUAAAAAAUAAUUGUAUAUCAAAAUGGUAAACAAAGUACAAAAAAUGUUUAAAUGUAUUAUAUUCUUAUAUCAUAUCCAUAGAUAGUUUGGAAUUAAUAUGUUGUUGCAUUUUUAUAAUAUUAUUUUGUCCUAGUUGGAUGGAAUAAUGUAAGAAUAUCAUUAAAAAGCAGUAUGCUAUACUUGACACUAUUUUGACCUUUUAAUAGUAGUAAUAAAUGACCUUAUAACACCAAAUUUGUUACUUUUCUUUAAUUGGACACUCAGUGUUUUGCUUUUACAGCUUCUUCAGGAGCAUUCCACCAAAACACAAACUGUAACUAGCAGUACAAGUUAUCAGUUGGUUUAAUUGUACUGUAAGUUAUGAUUUGUGUAUUAGUGGAAGGCUCCUGAAAAAGCUGUAAAAGCAAAAUGGUGGAUGUCCAUUUAAAGAAAAACAGUUUGAUGUUAUAAAUUCGUUCAUUACUAAUAUUAAAAUGUCUUUUUUUUCAUACACCAAUAUGCACUACAGAAAUUAAAUAAUGACUGUUUUGACCUGUUGAGUCCUCCUAUAAGUAAAUUUUGUUACAGUAACCAGAGUGAAAGAUACUGAGAUUAUUUUAGCAAAAGAACAUUUGAAUGAGAGAGGAGGAGCAGUUUUUAUAUUGAUAGCUGACUACAGAGUUUUACAUUGUUAAGAUUUGUCAGUUAUAUCCUAUUAAAAAAAAAACACUACAAGCAAGCUAUUCAUUGCCAGUAAACCUAAUGGUAAUGCAUUACUUUGUAGUUUAUGCAAUAAGGUAAUAGUAGGUCAUGGUUUAAGGCAAUAUUAGGCUCACACUAAAGUUCUGACAUAACCUGACAGAGACCAUUGAGAUGACAUUACGACGAAUAGCUCUGUGUCAGGUCUGGAUUUAAAAGACUGAAGAUAAUGAAAGGUUUUAUUCCCAAGAUAUUAAAUACAUGACAUAAUUUAGGGUCUGUAUGUGAGAAGAUUGUGAAGUAAUAACUAUGGCAAGUGAGUAGUUUAAAGUUAAUGAUAAAAACUCAAAAUCUGUGCCAUCCCUAUGUAGACUGGCCCACUUUUUUUCUUUUUGUUUUCAGUCAAAUAUACAUUGUUUAUAUGUAACCAAUUUGCUUCCCUUGAAAAGUAUGAACAUACUAAUCUACAACUGGUUAAAAAUCCUGAAGCCAAUCCUCCUGACAAUAACCGUUUUUGUUGUUGGCAAGUUGAUAUUUUCACAUUAGACAUUCAUAAUGUCACUCUGUUACACUGUGUAACAGAAGCAAUGAGCCUGUGAGACAAGUGAAGGGAAAAAGACUACUAGUAAUGGUUUGAUUAUUGCAUGUACACAGUGAUAUAGCAAACUAAUCAUAUUGAAGAAUUACACUAUCAAAUAAUUUCUGUUUUCAUGUUUAUUAAUCAUAAAAUGAGCUAGAAAGCUGAGCCCUGAUAUGUUUGCCAUCUUUGUUUAGAGGAUAUCCAAUUUUGUGUAGUACUUUUUUUUUUUGUCUUGUCUACUUUCUUCAUACCUACAAUGCUCGGUCAAGUUUUUCUUAUGUCAUAGUUUCAUUUUAAAAAUCCAAACAUGCAAGGUGUAAGUUUUCUUUUGUCAAAUUCUGGUACUGUUUCACCAGUGAGCAUGUUAUAAAAUUUGUAAUAGAGAUGUCAAAAAAAAAAAGUUUACCAAUGAAUAAUUCUUAACAUAGUUUUAUUCCGUUUAAUUGUAGUUUUAAAAAUGUACCAAAUACUCUAGGUUUAGGCUUCUUGUAUACUAGCUUGUUGCAGUAGUUCAAAGUUUUUAGUGUGUUUUAAAUCCAUUUGUACAUUUUUUGUCAUUUCAGAA
Molecule: messenger RNA, 10544 nt
Organism: Limulus polyphemus (Atlantic horseshoe crab)
Lineage: Eukaryota; Metazoa; Arthropoda; Merostomata; Xiphosura; Limulidae
Gene: Alh
Product: protein AF-10-like
Exons: 15
Coding region: 125-2911 (928 amino acids)
Biological process (GO): regulation of transcription by RNA polymerase II
Cellular component (GO): nucleus
Molecular function (GO): nucleosome binding; histone binding
Source: RefSeq, a predicted model, not a curated record